UCUCCACCCAAUGCAGGUAAAACACAGAAUAAUCACCUGUUUCUUCCCUUGUUCAAGUUGUGCACUGUUAAGUAGAAGAAUAACUAAAUAUUUGCAGACAAGUGUAAUGAUAGUCCCAGUCUCCUUGUGUUCAAGUCUAUUGAGUUUAGAAUAAUACAAUUUCAAUAUUUUGUUUGCUGUUCUUGGUGCUACUUCAGAGAUUACUAUGUGGUGUCUGGCCAAGUGAAUCGACUUGUUCUCUGUGUCUUGCUUUCCAAUGGAUGGUAUAAAUUGUUGAACAACAAUUAACGUGUUUUAUAUUAGCUCGGGAAAAGUGACUCUUUUCUUUUGGUCUCAAAGAGCAUUGUCACAAGUGAGAAUCUGGCACUGUGUAAACUAGAUUCAAUUACGUUGGUUCUGUUAAGUUAGGUUUAAAAUUGUUAAACAGGUUACGAAAAUAAAUAUUGCAUUGCAAUUGGAUUUUGUGCAAAGCUAUGACGUUAUGAAAUAAGGACAGAUGUGCUCGUGCCAACCAUUUCUCUCUAUGACAUUAACAACGUCUGAGCCACAUCAACAACGUCUGAGCCACAUCAACAACGUCUGAGCCACAUCAACAACGUCUGAGCCACAUCAAAAGUGAUUGAAACAUUCAGACAUUUUCCUUUAUUUCUAUCACAAGAACUGUUUAUCUUUAGGACACAAAGGAUAUAGCUAUCUUACAAUUCUUAGAGCCCAAUUCUCUACACGAGGCUUAUCUCCCUUUGAAAUGUCAUCUCAACCAAAUGACAGCUUGCAGGCAAAGGACAAGCAGACUACACCAGACUUGGAAAACAGCUAUCUGUCAGAUAUUUCAGAAGUCAAUACUGGCCGUUCCAACUCACAAGAAAGCACAAUACAGUCCACUAGUCGGAAUCACUUGGAAGAUGAUUAUGACUUGAUUCAAGAAAUUAAAGAUUUAGAUUUUGGAUUCUAUGAGCCAUUAGAUGGCAAUUUAUCUGAGAGAUUGUAUCAAAUGAAACAAGAAUUACUUCAACUUCAAGAGCUAGAGAAGAAAGAGUCUAGCAAGAUAGGAUUCUCUCAAGACGUGGAACAGAGUCCACACGAUACAGGCAACAGGUCUGACGUUAGGCCCACCAAGCGUGGUCGUCCAAUUAAAGAAUACAAGAUGGAGUCUGAGAGUGAAGAGAGGCCAGAACCAAAGAGUUAUUUAUCUGUGGACAGCUUUCAUCCAGCUGAAGAACAGAGUCUACCGCCAAAUCAGGCUACAGAUGUAAGAAGAGUCUCGUUUCAAAACUUGACGUUAGAAGAAUCUCCUCGUCUAGACAAUUAUUCUGCUGCUUCUCCUAAAUUGUCUCCUGUCAACAUGAGUGAGGGAUUAAGAAAAUACAGACGUAGAUCCCAGAUGAUGAUCCCCUCAGAUAUUCCUUCUGAGAUCCCAUUAAAGAAUCGACAUUUUGAGAUAAAAGACACAUUCAAUUGUAUCAAACGUCGCCUGUCUGAGCACCAGCUUCAGCAAGAAGAACAGGCAUCUCACAUGAACCGUAAAGUUUCUUCCAGUCCUGGAAUUUACCAAGAUGAUAUCGUUCAAACAAAAGUCACUGAAAGUAAUUAUUCACUUUCACUUAAUUAUAAAAAAGGUAACGCCGAAAGGUCAAGCAGGGACAGCCUUUUGAUGACGCCUCCACAACACAGCUACUCUCGAAUGUCCAGCCAAGAAAGUGAAGGGGGUGUCGUCAUCAACUUUGACCGAGGACUCAGCGAGGAGGAGAUGGAUGAGUAUCUUGGAAUUAUUCCUGCCCACCAAAGAGAAUCUGGAAUGUCACCAAUACCUAAAGUGACACCAAGUGCACCACGAAUGUCAGGGUUUCGCAGAAGUCAAUCUCUACCUUCUUCCUCACAUUUCCAAGAAAUGUAUUCAGACUUGAGUGGGGCAGACUCCGACGAAAGUUUACCGUCCUACGUUCCAAUAAAGAAACAAAAAAAGAACUUGAAACAAGGCGUGGACACGAGGACUACAUCCAAACAAGUUGUAGACCUAGAUUUCUACGAGCUUGCCAACUAUGGUUCCAGUAAGAAAGCGUUAUCAGCUUCUCUCACAAGUUUGAUAGACUCACAUCUAGCGGCACACAUACGAAAAGAUUCCAUCGCUCUAUUCAACGUGAAACACGGUGGCAUUGGUCAGAAGUUAAGAAGACUGUCUCAAGUGUCUAUAGCUGAGUUAGAACAGAUGCGACUGAAACAUAUGGAGAUGACGAAAGAGGAACUCAUUAAGACCUAUCGCCUCCACGUUUUUGUCUUCCUUAUCUUCGUGGUGAUGGUCAUAUCUCUCAGUUUGUCCUGGUACUACAAGCAGAUCGCUAACGACAUCCUGCUAGCCAAUCAAAAUAUCUUUUUCGAUCCAGCCACUCGGACACUUACAGUAUUGGAUCCUGGGCACAUUUUGAAAGUUACGGCCAAACUGGGACUUGAGAUUCCAUCAUGGAUGUUGCCUCUGCACUGCCCACUUGUGGUCAAAGAUAAUCCCAAAAUCAAACAAUGUAUCUGGAAAAACCGAGCUAAAUUGACCAUUCAGAAUGUAGCUCGUUCUGAUGUGAACUGUUAUAACGUUUCAUGGGAAAGCUUACAAAUGCAGUAUUUCCCUCAUGACUGCAUUGAUCUCGGGACGGCUGUUUGGUAUGGUCCAUCCAACCAAUCAUUUAGUACAUUCCCCAUCAGAGGAACAUUUCAGUUUCAGCCCUCAGACUACACCGUACAAAAUAAUGGACUCUUUAGUUCCAGAUUGGACCUUUAUUGGCUAUCUUCCAAUGCAGCUGGACUCUAUGUCAGUCCAGAGAGUCCUGUGACCGUCUUCUGGAACAUAUCCGGCAACCAACAGCUGUGUCUGGUGUCGAACUUUAGUGGACCUUUCUAUCCCUCCCAGGAGCGACUGCCUUACUUGAACUACACACUGUGUCAAAGUAACCAAGUGAUGUUGACACACACAGUCAUGCAGUCAAUGUUCCAGUCCAAGCCAUCAAUCAAUGUGUCCUCAGACGCAAUGUUCAGCUCGCCAUUCUGGUCUCUGAAAGGCUUUUCUAAUUCUCUAAAUGUCACAGAUGAGCUUAUCAAAAAUUUAACUAAGGACGCAGAAGAAAAUGAUUUUCAAGUUCAUAAACUGUCACUAGAUGUCGAGUGGGAAAGGACGACGGGAGACGUGAACUUUGACCCUUCAAGAUUUAACAAAUCCUAUCUUGAGGAAUUGACGAAACAAACAAAUAUGCAAAUCAUUUUGACUAUUUCUCCUUAUUUCAAGUUUUCAAGUUCCAAUUUUGCAUUGGGGGUAAUUAAUUCCACUUUUGUGAAAGACUCUGGUGGUGUUGUGCCAGGUCUAACUUUGUAUGACGGACAGCUAACAGCCAUAUUGGAUGUGUUUAAUCAACAGAGCGUCACGUGGUUCACUGAAAGAUUAAAGGAACUCAAUGAUAUCGGGAUCGAGAACUUCCGCUUAACUUAUGGAACUCAAUCCUGGCUACCCUACAAGCCUCGGUUUCAGUCCACUACAGGCACUCCAAACUUGUACAGGAAACUUAUGACUGAAGCAGUCAGUCGUGUGUCCAAGACUCUGAUUGUAGAGCACAGUUCUGAAUCUAGACACGUGAACAGUCUGGUUCCUCUGGUUGCCAAGAUUGAUUUAGUCGAUGGCCGCAACUGUAUUGUUGGAGUUAUUGAUGAAGCUCUGACGCUAAGCAUUAUGGGAUAUCCACUCGUUAUGGUGGAUGGCUUCAAGGAAAUGAAAGGGGCCAAGAUGACCAGUGAGAUGUAUUUGAGAUGGUACCAGUUGGCCUUGACCUUCCCCGCCUAUCUAAUCACAAAACCUCCAUGGAGUGUGAACAAGUCACUAGUACAUGCAGUGAAACAACUUAGUCCUAAAGAAAAUAUAUUGGGAGAUUAUCUCCAUCAACUUACUGAAGAAGUACUUAAGGGUCAACCCAUACUCCGCCCUGUUUGGUGGCAGGAUCCCAAUAAUGCCAGCGUCCAUGCAAUGGCGAUACAAGACCAGUUUCUAAUUGGUGAAAUGUUUCUAAUUGCUCCAAUUCUGUGUGAAGGACGUUAUCAACGAGAUGUAUACAUACCACCAGGCAUUUGGGAAUCAGAGGAUCGCAUCAUUCUGGGACCUAAAGUAUUGACUGAUUUCCCAGUACCAUUAGAUAAAAUUGUUAUAUUUAAACAAAGAAAAGAGAAAUGAAACAUAUAUUGAUCUUUAUAAGACCUAGUGAAUCAUGAGACUUUUUAAAUGUUUCAGAUUUCAUAUUUCCAUAUAUAUGGUAAUAUGUUCUUAAUAUGAAUUAUUUAAUUGACAAAAUUAUACAGAUCAUCCACAAUCAUUGUAUAAAUUUGACCACAAAUGUAAAUAUAUUUUCAAAAAGUACUUCCACCGUCUAGUCAAUUUAAUGAAUCACUCACUAGCCUGUAGAUCUAACUAGAUCUUAUAUGUGAUCGUAAAUAUUUAACUACCUUGUGUUGUGAUAGUUAUAUUAACUAUGUAAUGCUAUGCCUUGCCUGUCAUUCACAAACAUUGUGAUAUUGUUUUAGUCACGAUUAAACAGUGUAAUAUUGUGUCACAGGCAUUGCUGUGUUAGUCUGAAAUAAAAAAGUUAUAUUGUGUCACAAGCAAUGUUAUGUUAGUCUGAACUAACCAUGUAAUAUUGUAUCAGUAAGAAAUGUUGUACUAUAUUAUUCAAGAUUUACCUUUGUAAUCUCUAUCAUUUUUUUAUCUUGCAGAUGUUUCAAUUAAAAUUAUAACUUUCAAAUAUUGUAAAGUAAUGUGAGUUAAAUCAACCCAUUUAUUGGUUUUUACAGUCCAAAUAAAACUAUGAUAUGUUAAGUCUAUCAUGAAUAGAUAGUAGACACCAUAUAAUGAUCAAUCAAUAAAAAAAUCAAACUAUGGAAUAUAUAAUCCGGUGAUCAAACCAAAUAAGGUUUACUAGUUUAGGUAAAGUAAGAAGAGAUGUUUAUGUCAUAACUAAACUUAAUGUAAAGAUCAAACCAAGGAAUGUUUCUGUCAAGACCAAACUGUUUAAUGUUGUAUCACUCAAGAUCAAAUUAUGUAACGUUUAUCUGUCAAGAUUGAUUUAUCAGUUAAGAUGAAGUUUGUCAAUUAAUAUCGAUCCAUGUUAUAUUUAUGUUUAAUACGAUAAACUAUAUUAUUUUUAGAUAUAGUUGAGGAAGUCAUGAUUGAGGAGAUUUGAUAUGGGAAGGGUAACGAAUUUUGAAAUUUAUCUUUUUAUUACUGAUAGAAAAACUGAAUUCCUAGACACACCCACACACAGAGUGAGUAAACUGUCAAGUUUCUAUCCGAGGCUAAGAAUCAAUACACAGCUCAAAGUCAACAACAAAAAGUCAAUAGCAGGCACUCUUUUUGAAUCACACAAUUCUUGAAGAUGGCCAAUAGAAAUCAAUCUCAGAAGUGAAGAGAGUACCAGAGUGUUUCUUUUUCUUGUAUCUACCAUCUUGAGUAUUCCCCUCUGGGUGAGAAUCGUCCUAGAUUGCUUAACACCGUCCUCCUGAUCUUAUUCUGUGAUAAAUGAGUAGUUUUUUGUUAUGUGAAUGUGUUAUUUCUUUGCUCUUUUGGGUCAGAUUUGAAGCAAAUAAGCUUUGUUAAUAUCUUCUUCUUCUUAUAUAAUACAGAUUUUACUUCAUAAAAGAAGAUGGUUACGUCCUACGCGUCUUGCAUUUAGUCAUGCAUAUUAACCAAUGACUUAAAUUCUGCCAAGUCAUGGCACUGGUUUUCCUGGCUAGCUCAGGCAACCCAUUCCAUGCUCUAAUAGCACUAGCACAAUAUAUCGUCUUUUGAUGAGGUCACAUUGAACUCUAUGUUCAAUAAAGGAUUUUUACAUAUCCAUGGUAUUGAUGGUAAACGAGAAACUUUCAUGUGUAACAUUUUUAUUCAGUAAUAUAUGCAAACUAUUUCAAACUAUUCGUAGGUGCUGUCAACUGCCAACGCAUGAUGCAGAUAAUCUAAGAUUUAGAUCUAACCUUAUGUUUAUUUGUUUAAGGAUGUCUGCUAUAAAUCUUUAAACUCCACUUUAGUUGUAGGCCCUAACUGUUAUUUAAAUUUCCGUGUAACGCUUAUUUCGAAAAAAAAU
Molecule: messenger RNA, 6104 nt
Organism: Biomphalaria glabrata
Lineage: Eukaryota; Metazoa; Mollusca; Gastropoda; Planorbidae
Exons: 13
Coding region: 746-4204 (1152 amino acids)
Biological process (GO): carbohydrate metabolic process
Molecular function (GO): hydrolase activity, hydrolyzing O-glycosyl compounds
Source: RefSeq, a predicted model, not a curated record